Molecule: messenger RNA, 5855 nt
Organism: Symbiodinium sp. CCMP2456
Lineage: Eukaryota; Dinophyceae; Suessiales; Symbiodiniaceae
Source: the annotation of a GenBank genome assembly
GUCGCCUUUGCUGGCACUGCGGCGGCCGAGGUCACGAGCAGGCCGAUUGCGAGGCGCUCCGAAACGGUGCAGAUCGGACAUGUUUCCUCUGCAAGUCCGCCGAUCACAUCAGCAGCGACUGCCCACAGAAGACUGUGGAGAAGAAGCCGCCCUUCGUUGCCGAAGUGCGGCAGGUUGGUGAGGUCAAAGCUACUUCGCCGAGGCUGAGCGUGGUCAUCACGACCAGCCCCAUUCCAAGUCAUCCUUCAACGAUGCUCUUAGAGGCGGUAAUCGCGAGCUUCACUCGAGUACAAGGCCUUGCCGACUGCCCGCUGAUCAUCGUUUGUGAUGGCCCCUUGGCAGACAGGAAGUGCUACGCUAGAGCGGUGAUAGGCAUGGACACUUCUGUUAACGCGUCUUUCUCAGACCUUCCUGCUGAGUAUCAGCAGGCAACCGGAAUCGGCGCGACGGAACCUCGUUCUGGCCCAGGUUUGACUGGUGGGAAUGGUGGUGAUGUUACGGCGGCCCCAGAGGGCGUGAAGGCGAAUGUCAAGAGUGGGACACGAAAUGUUUUCCUCUCCUACGUCACAACUUCGGGUGGAAGCAGAUCCAGUGUUGUUCUCUGGGAUGGGAGCGGCACCAAGGACUGGGUGGUAAAGCUGUGCAGCGGAAGAAGGACCCCUACGGACAAGCUGUUCAAGGUGGUGGAGAGCAACGGCACGGUGGUGUUGGAUAUCGAUAGCCAACGUCUUCCUCAGCUAGACUUGUGUCGCAGCGGUGCAGGAGUGAUGAUGAUGUUGUUAUGGGGGGCAGCGACUGGUCGAGUUGCGGCAAUCCUGGAGGGACUACCUCGGCACCGGGCACUAGAUCAUACGCUGCGGGCGACGGUGUUGUAUGAGGUGGCUACGGCAGGGCGAAUGGCUAUGUGUACGGAGGCAGAUGUUCCAUUGGAUGGAGUAGCUUUCUCACUGUGGGCGUCGUCAGAGUCCGAGGAAGAUGAAUCGUCGUUGACUUGGUUGUUCAAAUGGUUCCGGCGUUGGAUUGCAGAGAGACACAUGGACCUUUGUCACUUCGAACAAGGUGGUUUGGGACACCCUCUGAGGAGGCCAACGACUAUGGCUACCAAUAUGGACGUGGCAGAGUUGAAGGGGGUUGUGGAUGGACGAACAAUGGGCCAGGAGGAGAAAGGGUCGUGGUCACAGUGGGCGCCGAUGUUGGUGCGAACGCUUGUCCGAGGACUUAAGAGAUGGAAACAGCGUCCGGGGUGGUACACCCGAAUGGUCAAGGCGGUGAAGGCCGUAGACCGGAGAGCGUGGGAAAGACAUUUGGCCAACGAUCACGUUCCAUAUCGUGCCGACUGUUUGCAGUGCAUCCACAACGCUACGGGAAGGCCUCAUAGGAAAUGUCUACAUCGAGAUUGCUAUGUGUUGAGUGCGGACACUUUGGGUCCUGUGAGAGUCGCCGGGGUGAAGGGGGAGAAAUAUGCUGUGGUCUUCACCUACCAGUUCCCGAAACAGAAGCUGGUUUCAGAAGAUCAACCUAUCCCUGAAGGAGAUCUUGAUGGAUGGAGUUUGGAUGUGAAGCAAGAGGAAAUCUCCAAGACAACCGAGGACCCAGAGGACUUUGAUGAGUAUGUGCCGGACAUGGAGGAAGAUGAGAUGUUAACCCCCGAAGCCGAAGAAGAACUUCGACGUGUUCAACGGGAGCCAGGACCUUUUCCCGAGGCCAGUCUAGUGCGAAACGCAGAUGGUGGUGAUCCAGCAGCAAGAGCGGCCAAGAAGAAGGAGGUUUCGGAUGAUUGGUGGGAGUUUCGGGAAUCUUCAGGAGUACUGGUGCGGCAUCAUGUGACUCCGCGAACGACUUUGUUUAGGCCCACGUCGUGGAACGGCUGCCCUAUUUCACCACACAUUCUCGACUACACCAGGGUGACUGAGGUGAAGUUUGUUAGUGGUGGAGUGGACACUGAGACGUCUGAUUGGCAUGGACCACAGUCCGGAUCGAGAGCUUUGGAGAGACCAUGGACCGGACGUACAACUUUCACUGUCUCGACGGCGGAGGUUCCGGAAGAUGAAGACGAGCUGGCGAAGGAUGAGGAGACCUGGGAAAAGAUCAUAGGAGACCUCACUAAGCCAGUAGAGAUGGAUACUGUCUACUUGGUCUAUCCGGUUCGUUCCCGGCGUGGAGGAGAUGCAAUGUUAGCAGUGCAAGAAGCGGUGCUGAGGCUGAAGUUGCUGGGUUACCCUGUGGCCAGACUGCACUCGGAUCGUGGGUCAGAGUUUGCUUCGAAAGGGUUGCGAAAAUGGUUGUUGAACCACGACAUCUACCACACCCGUUCGGAAGCCUUGGUCCCCCAAACGAAUGGCGCAGCUGAGAGGGGAGUUAGAUGGUUCAAGACGAUGGCCAAGGUGCUGAUGGCGGAGGCUAAGGUUCCACUCAAGUAUUGGACGUUGGCUAUGCAGCACGCGGCGAACCGAAGGAUGCAUGAGCGGUUCGGUUUGACUACACCCAAACUACUGCAGUUCGGCUCUAAGGUGAUGAUUCGGAGGAAGGUGUUCGGCAAUAACAAGAAGUAUGACCUGACGGAUCGAUGGGAGGAGGGUGUUUAUCUUGGGUUGUCGGAUACGAUCAAGGGUGGAGCUGUGGUCUUACGAGAGAGUGGAGUUCUUACCGAGACGUUGAAUAUGAAGACCAAUGUUGUGGAUCCGCAUGUUCUGCUCGCGGAACCUGAAGGAGAGGACGGAGGAGGAGUUGGUUCGGCAUCUUCAGGAGCAGUACCUGUUGUUGAAUUACCAGAACCUAAUUUCCGUAUGGGUGACAAACGACCACCACCUUUACCUCAACUACUAAAGCUGGAUGGCGAGGAACAGAUACCUUCAGGUUGGAGGAUGCGGUCGUUGGUACAACAACAGGAGGAGCGAGCCAGAUACUUUUACAACAUGGGCAAGUUUGAUUCGGAGACGUGCGCGGAAGUUCUGCGCGAUGUUCAUCUGGGUGGAAAAGCAAAGAGGGUCACAAGGGGGAGGAACACGUCGGCGAUGAUACUUGGUGGGUAUGUUCAUGGGGGAAUGAGAGGAGCUACGUCUAUGACCUCAAGAAGGCCUUGGCUCACGAAGUACUUGAACAUGGUGCUCAGACAACGGACUUUGGAGACGACUAAGUGGGAACCAAGGUGGACAACUUUGGGUGUGUUCAAGGCUGCGGAUAUUCCUCCACAUCGGGAUUUGAGGAACAAACCAGGUAUGCCGAACUUUGUUAUGGAGGUUGGAAGCAUUGAGUUUGAGGGCCUAUGGUUGUCUGAUGCUCACGAAGGCAGCAGCGAGGACGGCACGCUGGGUCAGGACCUACAACGACAACUCCCGGACGGUGCGCUGGCGGAAGGACGUGUGGUUAACAUCAAGAACAAAGUGGCUGUGUUUGACCCAAAGAAGUUGCAUUCGUACGUUGAGGGGGAUGAUAGCAACAGGUGGAUUAUUGCUGGGUUUACACCUCUUGGUGUGGACACACUACCGCCAUAUUCAGUAGCCCUUCUCAACCGAUGUGGGUUUCCUCUGGAGCGGACGGGUGUUGAAGUGUAUGAUGUGGUGGAUGAGGAGUUGAUUUAUGAUGACCAGGCAAGCGAGGACUCCGAGGAUGGGACGUCGGAUGAGGAGGAGAUUGAACAGACAGCUCGGAUUCUAAGGUGUGAGAUAGAGGAGGAAGCCAAUGGUGCGUCGAGCAGCAGUCCGUUCUACCUCAACUUUCUACAAAGGGAGUUCGAGCGUUGUGCUAGUGAGCUUGGUCAGACGCAGCACAACCAAUGGCGUCGCAUUCUCAAGGUGUCUCCGGGCGAGGCAAAGGAGGUGGAAGUGGAAGAACUUCUUCGUGCAUUACAUGGUCCUUUGGAAGUCGUGCACAAUGUCAGCUUGCCUGAAGUACGUAAACACAUUACAUUGUGGAAGGAAGCCAUUAUGAAAGAGGUCACGGCUUUGGUGGAUUCGGGUACGGUGACCAGACUCAGUCCCGAGCAAACGCGGGAGCUAAAGAAGUGUGGAUUGGUUGUGCUGCCGGGUAAGGCAGUAUUCACUGUCAAACCGCCGGUGGAUCCCAGUGGACCUAGCAAGUAUAGGCGCAAGUGCCGGGUGGUGGUGUGUGGAAACUUCUUACCUCAGCAAGAUCAAAAUGUAUACGCUUCAGGCACUUCUGCGGAUACCUUACGAAUUGCAGUGGCUUUGGCGGUCAAGAUGGGGUGGUGCAUUGCCAGUACGGACGUGGCUAACGCAUUUACCUUGGCUCCGAUGCCGGAGGAGCUGAUGUAUGCCUUGACCCCUCCUACAGUGGUCGUGUUGGCUGGAGCCGCAGCACCGGGCGAGACAUGGCAGAUCACUCGGGUGUUGUAUGGACUCAGGGAAGCUCCUCGUCUUUGGGGGGAUUUCAGGAAUGCCAGGCUGGCCGAUGCGAAGAUUCCAUAUGGGGAAAUGAUGGUGGUGCUAACGGCUACAACUACCGACGAGAACCUGUGGAAGGUGACGUACGAACACAAUGGUGCCCUUCAAGGUGUGCUUCUGGCUUAUGUCGAUGACUUUCUGAUCAUGGCAGAGCGUGGUCUAGUGGAUGCAAUAUAUCGAUGGUUGACGUCGGACUGGAAGUGCACAGACUUGGAGUGGAUAGAAGGAGGCUCGUUAAGGUUUCUCGGAGUGGAGCUGAGAGUUUGCGGACAAGGAGUGCAUGUGUCUCAGUCUGGAUAUGUAAGAGAUCUUCUACGUCAACAUGGAAUUGAGGAGGAUGUGAAUGGUGGCCUAACUGUGCCCUGCAAUCGGGAGUGGUUACAGGAUGCGGACUCGGACGACGAAGUGGAGGUCCCAGAGGAGUCUGUGGUGAAGAUGGCUCAGAAAGCUACGGGCGAGGCACUGUGGUUGUCUACGAGGAGCAGGCCAGAGCUGGCUCAUGCUGUGGGAUGCAUGGCUUCAUGUUGUUUGAAAAGGCCGCAGCGGACAUUGGAAAUCAGCAAGCGAGUGCUAAAGUACUUAGCCAGGACAGCUGAGUACGGCAUUUGGUACAAGGAGAUUCCGGAAGAUCCGUUGAUGGCGGUCUACUCGGACGCAAGCUAUGCUCCAGGCGGGGGAAGGUCCUACGGAUCUACGAUGGCUCAAGUGGCUGGGAUGCCGGUCGCAUGGCGAGCAUCGAAGCAACCAGUGAUUACGUUGUCGGUAGCCGAAGCUGAGCUCUACGAAGGAUGUUCAGCUGUUCAGCUAGGACUUGGUGUUAUGGCACUGUUGACGGAGCUGGACUUCAACCCGGUGAUGCACUUACGCAUCGACAAUGUUGCAGCACAGGGACUCGCGAGCGAGUCCCCGGGAAGCUGGAAGACUCGCCAUUUGCGCAUAAGGGCCCGGUUCCUUCGUCAGGAAGUUGCAGCGCAAAGGUUGGUCAUCUCGCACGUGAGUGGAUGUUUACAGAAAGCCGACCUCGGUACAAAGGGGUUCGAUCUACCGAAGUUCAAAGCACUGUUGGAUCUGUGGCAGAUCAUUCCAUGUGUCGCCAAGGAGGCGUCGAAUGCAGCAUUGCGGACUAUGCGACCUACCAAUGGUGGAGGUAUGCUGCUGUUUGUGAUGGUUUGUCUGUGCUUGAUCAAGGGUGUGAAUGGGAACAAGGAAGAUUUGCCUCUAGAUGGCUCGGUGGAGUUCUACUUCAUGAUGAUCGUGGCCUUAAUCGCGGCAGUUGGGAUGUGGGAGUUCGCCAAGAAGAUUCUCAACAAGAUUUGGUCCUGGUGGAGUGUUCGUCAGCGUAGGCAACAAAGGACGGAAAGGUUGAGAACAAGGACCAGGGAUGCAGUGCAGGAGGAGGCAGGCUUCUACGAGAACGUCGAGAAGUUCCGAUGUGUGGACAACGAGCGCUGA